AUGGGAAAUCCUUUGCCUACAGCAGACAUCAUCGAACCAAUAACAGAAUGGCUCAAGACUUGCGACAGUCGUCACAUCGGCUCAUGUGUCGAAUCAAACACUUCAAGCACGAAGUUUUCAUCGCGUCCUUAUCGGCUGAUCGACGUUGAGGAGCAGUGCAUAGUACGAGGGAAUGUCCAAGGCGAAUACCUUGCGCUCAGCUAUGUUUGGCAAGACGACACGAUGAAAACCGAAGAUCAGCAGCAAUUCCAAUUAUCCCUUGAUAAUGCCGACUCCCUAACUGCACCCAAUUCCAUGAGGCAAUACAUAUCACAGCUACCAAAGACCAUUCGAGACGCUAUGGAGCUGACGAUCGCGAUUCAAAAAAGGUACUUGUGGGUGGACAGGCUUUGCAUCGUGCAAGACCAUCCGAGGAAGGAAGAAGAGUUCAUGCGCAUGGAUCAGAUCUACUCUGGUGCUUAUAUGACAAUUGUUGCUGCUGCAAAACAUGGGAUGUACUGCAACCGCGGCGGAACUGUUCACGAUCCUGCAUUGGCAUCUCCAAAUGAUUGGUUUGCGAAUUUUGAGAUCCCGCAGCAUCUUCGUAUCAGGCAGUACUAUGGUAUUGUUUCGCGAUCAAAAUGGGCGAAAAGGGCAUGGACCUAUCAAGAAUAUAUCCUCAGCAAACGCGUCAUCUUCUUUCUUGACACUCGAAUUUUCUGGCAGUGUGAGUGCACAGUUUGGGAUAAGGACCAUCUUCAACCAAAACAGGACAUGGAAGCUCAAACUGUACCUUCUUCCACUUCAGGGCACACCAGGUCUUUCUCAGUGCCGUCAUGGCCCGAUUUUGGCCUUUAUGCCGAUUUGAUUUGUCCCUACAACGGGCGAGAUCUGUCAUAUGACAAAGACGGCCUUUCCGCAUGCUUGGGAAUACUGAAUCGCCUGGCUCCAGCAUUCCCCAGUGGCUUCCUAUUUGGAUUGCCAAGGAUCUACCUUGACUAUGCACUGCUUUGGCAGCCUUUGAGUCGGCAACUUGACACUCCCGAAUAUUGUAAGCGAGGAGAGCCUAUGGAGCUUGUCGCCAUCUCACGAGGCAGUGCAAAUGGUAAGGACUUGAGACAUUCCUUUGAGGAAAGAGUAUUCGCAAUGAGCAGAUAUCGUGACGCGAAGGCGUUUCGGCCUGUACACGAUGACGAGGAGCGGUGGAUCGGUGUCGAAUAUAUAACUCCGUCACCUGGAGAGAGUCAUCACCGAGUUGUUGCAACAGGAGACUACGAGAUAGAUCUGAAGGUGUCAGAUAAUGAGUAUAUGAAGGAUCAGGUGUACGAUUUUUACAAUGUUCUCUGGGUACAGCAUGGAGGUGACGGGAUUAUGUAUAGAGCCGGUUGUGGCCGGAUUCUCACAGAGUACUGGGAGGCAAACAAUCCAGUUGACACCUGGAUUACUUUGGGCUAG
Molecule: messenger RNA, 1434 nt
Organism: Paraphaeosphaeria sporulosa
Lineage: Eukaryota; Fungi; Ascomycota; Dothideomycetes; Pleosporales; Didymosphaeriaceae
Product: HET-domain-containing protein
Exons: 2
Coding region: 1-1434 (477 amino acids)
Source: RefSeq, a predicted model, not a curated record